AUGUUAUUGUCCCAAAUUAUUUAUAACUUUCUAAUUCUUCCUUUCCCAAUCUAUUUCAUUCCAGGCGAAAUUCGUUCAUCAAUCGCACCACGUAAACCAGAACGUACGGCCAGUAUGCGUGAACGUGAGGCACAAUUGGAAUUGGCACGUAAACGUCAUAUUGGAAUUAAUCAACAGUCGAAUGGAAACAACAGCAAGGAAAACGUCGAUACUCUCUCAAUUUGCUCGUCAAAUGGUGAAAAUGUAUCUGCGGAUCAACAACAUUCCACAAAUCCCAAUGGUUCUAACAAUGCAACAACUACAAAUUCUAACAACAACAAGCAACAUGCCAUUAAAAAUAUACAAAGUCCACAAUUGGGUGGCAUCAAUGCCUCACGUCAGGAAGGUAAAUCGUCGACAACAACAACAAAUAAUAGUGGCAGUCGUACCAGUACCUUUGAACGUAAGAAAAAUGAAGCGAAACCAACAAUGUCCAAUAAAUUGGAAAUAUUUGAAACAAACGCACAAACGAACAAUAACAACAACCAGAACGCCAGCAAUGCAUCCGAUACUUGUUCGAUUAAAUCGGACAGUCGCACCAAUAGCCUCAAGGAUACGGUGCGCAAGAUCAACAGUACCAUUGAUAAUUACCUAAAGGAUAAGAGGGACUAUGAGAAUAUGUAUGAAAUGGUUAAGACACCAUCAUCGCCGCCACCACCACCAGCCAGAUCGGCGGAUUUGCAGGCCUCACAGCGUCUAAUGCAAGCGAGACGUAGAGAAAAUCUACAAUUGGACACCAUCUCUGUGGCCAGUUAUACACGCAGUGAAUAUGGACCAGUUAGGACUUAUGGCCUUAACAAUAGUUUGGCGAACAUUCCACGCAUGAUUUCGGCUUCGUAUUGCGGCAGUGAAAUGGGUGAUUUGGAUAUAUAUUCACCCUACAGUUAUUAUGGCAGUGAAGCGGGUGGUGACAUUACUGCUGAUAUUAAUGACAGUGUGUGGGGUGUACCAUCGGCCAUGAAGACCCGAGUAAAAGCCACAAAUCGCCUACGCAUGCGCAAGGGACGCAGUGUCGUCCACAAAACCAUCGAGGAUAAUUACUCAGCUGUUGUGGGAGCCAAUCAUGAAGCCUUGGCACAAGUUUUGGAACAGCUCCAGCAAACCCCCAUUAUACCGCCAGCCCUGCGGCCACUUGCCAAUGCCAUAAACUUGCGUUUUGAAGAUUUCACCAUCCUCGAAGGAGCUCAAGCAUUUGUUGUGGGCAAAAAAGCAUUCCAUGCCGCACUGUGGACAACAGCACCCGUAACAUUGGCCCUCUCCGCAGAUUGCAAUCAAUUAGCCGGCAUUGGUGGAGAAUUAAGUCAACUAUCCGGUGGUGUAUCGGGUGCACUAAAUCCCAUUACAGAAUUUUGUGAUGUUGUACCCAGCUAUCAUUUGCCAUUAAUGCCAACAACAGAAAUGACAUUGUUACAGGCUACCAUAUCGGUAUUGCCACGUCUGCAGCUGGACACCUUGCAAUCGAUUGGAGCCAUACUAAAGGGUAAAUCGCAUGUUUUGGAUAAUAGUAAUUUCAAUUUUCGUGGUUCGAUACCUAAUCUGACAAUAUUGAAAGAUGUAGGUGCGCUUAACAACAACAAUACGAACAACAACAUGAGAAAUGGCAUGUCGGUACAAAAUCUCAGUACUCUCAAUGAAGAAAUUGCUGGCAGUGGAGAUUUAAGUUUGAAAUUACCCGAACAGCAGCAGGAACAAAAUACAGCCAUCAAUGGCAUGCCAGCAUUUGAUGAUGUCAUGACCCGUGAGGUGGCCUUCAUAAUGCUACAACUUAUCAACGGUAUGAAACAUUUGCAAGUUAAAGCUGUCGAAGAGAUGCCAUUGAGCCUUUCCAAUGUGGUGCUAUCCAAGGAAUACGAUAACAAAGAUGCCCAGGCGCGUUUGUGUGUAUUACAGGGUACUCAACAAGAUGAAGAUGAACCCAUGGGUACGCUGUGUAAAUGUGCCCAUGUUGCUCUCACCGAAAUGUUGCCGGCCACAAAGAUGACACCCAUUGUUGCGGAUAUCUUGAAACAAGAUCGUUCGGAAUCUCUAUCGAAAUCAAAAUCUGUACUCGAAUAUAUAUUAUGGGGUCCAUCGGACGUGGUUCUGACGGGUUCAACAAAAGAACGAGAGACAGCCCUCCAACGUUGGCUGGAUUUGGAAAGGGCCACGGUAUUGCAUGGUCUUGUGCGUACUCGUGUUGAACUGACAGUUUACGAUGAAUGUCAUCUGAUGUUUUUGGUUCGAUCCACGGCGAAAAUUAUGAAUGAUGCGGCGAAAAUUAUUGCCAAUUACCAGGAACAGCAACAACAAUAA
Molecule: messenger RNA, 2331 nt
Organism: Musca vetustissima
Lineage: Eukaryota; Metazoa; Arthropoda; Insecta; Diptera; Muscidae
Exons: 5
Coding region: 1-2331 (776 amino acids)
Source: RefSeq, a predicted model, not a curated record